UUCCCACCACCACCACACAAUUUCCUUCAUUUCCAUUUGCUUUUGUGUUCGCGUUUGUGUUUUGAUUUCAAGAAAAUGGGUUCGAUUAGUUUCGCAGAAAAGCCGCAUGCAGUUUGCAUACCAUUCCCAGCUCAAGGUCACAUAAACCCUAUGCUCAACGUAGCCAAACUCCUCCACUUCAAAGGCUUUCACAUAACCUUUGUCAACACAGAGUUCAACCGCAAACGCCUCCUUAAAUCCCGAGGUUCCAACUCCCUUGACGGCCUUCCCUCUUUCCAGUUCGAGACCAUUCCCGAUGGGCUCCCUCCAACAAAUGCCAACGUUACCCAAGACAUACCAUCUUUGUGUCAUUCCACUAAAAAAACAUGCUUGCCUCACUUCAGAGAGCUUUUGUCCAAGCUCAACUCUUCACCCGAUUCGCCUCCUGUGAGUUGCAUAGUUUCCGAUGGUGUCAUGAGCUUCACUCUUGAUGCAGCUCAGGAACUUGGGAUUCCCGAAGUGCUUUUCUGGACAACAAGUGCUUGUGGCUUCUUGGCCUACAUGCAGUUUUACCGUCUCAUUGAAAAGGGUCUCACUCCUCAUAAAGAUGCCAGCUAUUUGACAAACGGGUAUUUGGAUACCGUGAUAGAUUGGCUACCAGGAAUGAAAGAUAUCCGAUUGAAGGACAUUCCAAGCUUCAUAAGAACUACAGAACCAGAUGACCAAAUGCUGGAUUUUAUUCUGGUCGAGACAGAACGAGCGAAAAAGGCUUCAGCAAUUAUUUUGAACACAUUCCAUGACUUCGAACGUGAAGUUUUAAAUGCACUUUCAACUCUGCUUCCGCCUGUUUACUCCAUCGGACCUUUAAAUCUACAAAUCGGUCAGAAUCCGGUGGAUAAAGAGUUGAAGUCAAUCGGAUCGAACCUAUGGACUGAAGAACCAGAGUGCCUUGAGUGGCUUGACACUAAAGAACCCAACUCUGUGGUUUAUGUUAACUUUGGAAGCAUCACAGUCAUGACAAAUGAGCAGCUAAUUGAGUUUGCAUGGGGACUUGCAAAUUGUAAGAAGACCUUUUUGUGGGUAAUUAGGCCUGACUUAGUUGGUGGGGAUUCAGCUGUGGUUCCUCCGGAGUUUGUGGAGGAGACCAAAGAUAGGAGCCUAUUGGCAAGUUGGUGUCCUCAGGAACAAGUUCUGAGUCACCCAGCUAUCGGAGGGUUUUUGACGCACAGCGGAUGGAACUCUACGCUUGAAAGCGUGUGCGGUGGAGUGCCUAUGAUUUGUUGGCCCUUUUUUGCGGAACAACAAACCAAUUGCAGGUUCAGUUGCAAAGAGUGGGGCAUUGGGUUGGAGAUUGAGGGUGAUGUGAAAAGAAAAUAUGUGGAGGGGCUUGUGAGAAAGUUAAUGGACGGGGAGGAGGGCAAAGAGAUGAGAAAGAAAUCUUUGGAGUGGAAGAAGUCGGCGAAGGAGGCCAGUAGUGGUCCUAAUGGAUUAUCUUUUGUGGAUCUGGACAAAAUGGUCAACCAGGUGCUUCUAACACCAAGAAAAGUCGAGUGAAAUGAUUACUAGAUGGCUGUUUAUUGUUGCUUAAUUGUUUUAUGAGUUUGAAUCUAGUUGUUAAUUGCCAUGUAUUUGGACCAUAUCUAGUCUCAUCGUUGUAAUUUUUAUUGAUUUCAAUGCAGUAAAAUCAUUCUAUUCACAUUCA
Molecule: messenger RNA, 1681 nt
Organism: Pyrus x bretschneideri (Chinese white pear)
Lineage: Eukaryota; Viridiplantae; Streptophyta; Magnoliopsida; Rosales; Rosaceae
Product: (R)-mandelonitrile beta-glucosyltransferase-like
Exons: 2
Coding region: 76-1533 (485 amino acids)
Molecular function (GO): UDP-glycosyltransferase activity
Source: RefSeq, a predicted model, not a curated record